Hevea brasiliensis (rubber tree) is the source of this 3289-nucleotide messenger RNA. RefSeq lists its product as uncharacterized. Gene Ontology annotation, molecular function: protein binding. The record is from RefSeq and is a predicted model, not a curated record. NCBI's taxonomy places the organism in Eukaryota, Viridiplantae, Streptophyta, Magnoliopsida, Malpighiales, Euphorbiaceae. Bases 608 to 3100 code for a protein of 830 amino acids. The transcript is spliced from 10 exons.
CGCCUUGCAGCUCUUAGCAACGCCGGCCGUCGCGUCAAGCUUGAUCUCUUCGCGGAACCCUCUGGAGGUUUGGGUGGCUCCUCUGUAAAUGGCGAAGUUGGAGGGGACAUAGAUCCGACACAACGUGCUGGAUUACCCAAUUCACCUUCAUCUUCAGGUGGGUUCCAUCAGUUUUCUUCAAAAAGGAUUAUGUAGAGAGCGCAUGAGUUUUGGUGGCAUGUUAUGUUGUUUGCCUCCAAGUAUUUGUUUUCAGAUUUUAGGUUGGCUGUGGUCAUGGCAAUAUACUUAUCAGAUCAGGUCGGGCCCUGCCACAGUGAAUUUUUGAAUGACUUCCGUUCUGUAAUCCACUGUUUCCCAGCAUCAAAGCAUUUUGGAGAUUUCGUCUCGAAUUUUUUCUAUCGGUCAACAACCACAGAAUCCUCUUCUGUUACUUGGACAGUAUAGUGAUGAUGAAUUGGAUGAGGAAUCAAGUAAAAAGCCGAACAGUGCUGUUGAAGAGAAUUCCCCUUCAGACCAUGUUGAUCAGGAGGGACUACCUAUUGAAGGAAAAGAGGUAGAUGUCAACCCAAUUGAAGAUAUUGCUGAUGAGAAGGUUGAACUACUGGACAUGGAGAAGGAUUCUACUCCAGUUGAUGUACAUCCAGAAGGUGGUGAUUCUGGAGAAGUUGAUGCGACUGUCUCUGCUGACAAGUGCAAAGAAGUUGAUUCUACUAAGUUUAUCUCUGUUACCGGAAGUGGAGCUUCUGAUACACAACUUAUUGGAGAUGUGAGUGCAGGAUGGAGGAUAGUAAUGCAUGAGGAGACUAAUCAAUAUUAUUACUGGAAUACUGAAACUGGGGAAACUUCAUGGGAAGUACCUGAUGUUUUGGCUCAGACUACUCCACCGAUCUGUGACCAGAAAGCUCCUGCAAAUGAAAAUGUGGAAACUGCUUCUGUGGAUACAAAUGAGGUUAGCUCAACUUUAGGCAUUGGAUUGGAUAAUGCUUCUGCUGCACUAACUUUAGAUGGUUCAAUCGGUGCAAAUUUGAUUAAUCAAAGCCAAGAAAUUCUUUGUAAUGGGCCACAAAUGGAUGAGUUAGUUGAAGGAUGCAAAAUUGAGUCCCUGAAAGAUAAAAAUUGGGUGACAGAUGCGUACGAAAAUGGCUCACAAAGUAACCUCAGUGCAGCUAAUUUUCUCUUAGGUGAAAAAGGGAUGGAUCUUUCUACUGAUCUUAUGAGACACUGUGAGUGUUUGUUGGAGAGACUGAAGUCACUAAAAGGAUAUGGGAGCCGCCUGCAAUGUCAUGACCAGAUGUCAAAAUAUAUUUUAGAAGUAGAUAUUAGACUUUCUGAUAUCAAGUCACUGUCAUCUUAUGGAUCAGCUUUGCUCCCAUUUUGGGUCCAUUCUCAAAGGCAGCUUAAACGAUUAGAAGAUGUUAUUAACAAUGAAAUAUACCACCUUGCUGUAUCUGCACAAAUGGAUGAUGAUGUUGAGGCAACUGCCAAUGUUUCUUUUGAGGAAAAGGAAAAGUCUUGGGGAAGUGUGGGCCAUCAUUCUAACUCAGAUAGAUGUGAAAACAAUAAGAAAUCUGAAUUUGCAAGUGUUGCUACCGAUGUUGAGAAUGAUUCACAUGAUGAUCCUUGCGAAAAUGCAUAUGGUAGACAUAUUUCUUCUUUGGGAUCACCUAAUGGAAAUUUAGAAGGUGGUGCUGUGGUUGGUGAAAGAGCGAAUGUGACUUCAUGCCCAGAUCAUGAGUUUCAUUCUGGGGAAGAUGUUAUGGAUGUUGACAUGGAAGUUGAAGAUGGAGUCCCAGUAAGCAUCACAGCUUUGGGAGAUGAUUCAAGCACCAAGUUUGUUGCUCCAGCCAAGCAAUUGAGUCUGCCAAAUACGCCUGCAGAGCACUCAACUUUGACAUCAGGGUAUGAGUCAAGUGUUCCACCUCCCCCAGAAGAGGAUUGGAUUCCACCACCACCGCCUGAUAGUGAUCAGGUACCUCCACCUCCUCCCGACAGUGAACAAGUUCCUCCUCCGCCACCACCUGAUGAGCCUCCUGAAUCUUCGUAUCCUCUGCUUCCAUCUUAUCCAGAGACACAUCAACCAUACCCAUACACAGAACAAUACAACUUACCCUAUCCAGAUCCUAAUUUUCAAUAUUAUGGACACACAGUUACUGUCCCAAGUAGUAAUUUAUAUGGACAUGCUGAUGGAAGUCAGGUAGGUGUGUCCCAUGCAUCACUUUAUUAUGAAACAGUUGCAAACACCUAUGUGGAAACCACUCCAGUCAUGGUUAGCCCUGUUGAGCCAGUAGCAUAUUAUAACCUUCAAGAUGGUUCAGUGCCCUCACUGCCUGACGUUAGAGUAGAAUCUUCCUGUUUGCACUCUGAAUCAGUCCCUGUGGGUUAUGAUGCUUUUGCUUCUGAUCAAGUUAUAAAUGUUGAUAAACCAGCUGAAGCAGGACAAAAUCUGAAACUUGAUGUUUCAGUUGUUGUUGGUGAGACAAUCACAGCAUCUGUGGGGUUCACAUCUAACUCAAUUGCUGCUGAAACUCCUGCCACGACUAAUGUGAUGGAGAAUGUUUCUGCAGCCUCAACAAAUCCUGGUAAUGCUGCAGCAGCUGUAUCUGUCACAACAGCUGCUAAGGUUCAAUCCAAAGUUCCUCGCAGUAAAAAACGGACCGUUGCUGUUGCACCUUCAUUGAGGUCUAACAAGAAAGUUUCCAGUUUGGUGGACAAGUGGAAAGCAGCUAAAGAGGAGUUGAAUGAGAAUGAGGAAGAUGAACCUGAAAAUGCUUAUGAGAUAUUGGAGAAAAAAAAACAAAGGGAAAUUGAGGAAUGGCAUGCUAAACAAAUUGCCAGUGGAGAGGCCAAGGAUAAUGCUAAUUUUCAGCCUUUAGGUGGUGAUUGGCGUGAGCGAGUGAAGCGCAGAAGAGCUCAAGCAGCCAAGGGAGCUGCAAAGACACCACCAGAAGCCCCUAUCAUGGAAAACCAACAACCUGAUUUAUCAGAACUCUCAAUGGGACUUCCGUCUGGUUGGCAGGCAUAUUGGGAUGAAGCAUCAAAACAGGUCUAUUAUGGAAAUGUUAUUACAUCAGAGACGACGUGGAGCAAGCCAACAAAAUAGCCACCAUUGAAUUUUACAGAGAAUCUCAUUUGUAGUUAAAUACAUUUUUGGUUGUAAUAGUGAGGGCUCCUUUCAUUAUUAUUAUCAUUUUCUUUUUCAGUUUUCUUUUAAAUAUCCCCAUUUCCCAUACCUCUUCAUAUUAUGAUUACCUUAUUGGGUGCUAAGUUCAGGAGUUCAUGGCUUUUCUUA